GGGUGGAGCCGGGACCGCAGCGCCUGCUGCCCGCUAGCUCCGGGUUGAAGCAGAGGCUGCCGCUUGAGGCUCGGGGACGCGAAGAGGGUGCUUUGCGAGGCUCCGGCCUCCGGGCUGCUACUAUCCUCCGGAGCCUGGGGCUGCAGUGCUCAGGGUCCGGGUCCCAGAUCCUGCGUCCCUCUGGUCAGAGAUCGCUCUCUUUCUCCUCCCGGGAGAAGGCACUGUGCUGCACCAGUCACCCCAGGCUAGAGCCCCUCCGGGCCAUGGAGAGGGGCCCGUGAGGGGACGCGCGGAGGCGGAGGAAGAGGCUCGGGAGAAGGGGGGCCGAGGAGCAGGGCGCGGAGGAGGAGGAGGAUGCCGCCGCCACCGCCACCGCCACCCGCGGGCUCUCAAUGAGCCUGACUCUAGACCAAGGAUGGAGCCGGCGCUGUGCGCUGCAGGGGCUCCCAGCGUGCCCGCCACCAGGUAGCUGUCGUGCAUGCUGCACAUGGUUGAAAGAAGACCCUUGUCCCCAGCUGUCCCUUUGGAGCUACCUUCUCCACCCGAAGGCCUGGGUGACCCGCCUGCAUCGCAGGACCAGUUGAAUUCUGAAAGCUGCUGGCCACAGGCCUGAGGUGCAGAUCACUGCACUUCCUGGACAGGUUGGAUUUGAGACACUGGCAGCCGAGUCUCCACUGGGCAGCAGUCCUUUUUCGACCCUGUGCCUUGGAGCAGCAGCCCCAUGACGGUGCCCAGCCAUGCAAUGUUCCUGGAAGGCUGUCCUCCUCCUUGCCCUGGCCUCCAUUGCCAUCCAGUACACAGCCAUCCGCACGUUCACUGCCAAGUCUUUCCAUACUUGCCCUGGACUGACAGAGACUGGACUGGCAGAGCGGUUGUGUGAGGAGGGCCCCACCUUCUCCUAUAACCUCUCCAGGAAGACUCACGUCCUCAUCCUGGCCACCACACGCAGUGGCUCAUCCUUUGUGGGCCAGCUCUUCAACCAGCACAUGGAUGUCUUCUACCUGUUCGAGCCUCUCUACCACGUCCAGAACACUCUCAUUCCCCGCUUCACCCAGGGCAAGAGCCCGGCAGAUCGUAGGGUCAUGCUUGGGGCCAGCCGGGACCUGCUGAGGAGCCUUUAUGACUGUGAUCUCUACUUUCUAGAGAAUUACAUCAAGCCGCCACCCGUCAACCACACCACUGACAGGGUGUUCCGCCGAGGAGCUAGCAGGGUCCUUUGUUCCCGUCCAGUGUGCGACCCUCCAGGGUCCCCUGAUCUGGUCUUAGAGGAAGGGGAUUGUGUGCGCAAGUGCGGCCUUCUGAACCUGACCUUGGCAGCUGAAGCCUGUCGUGAGCGCAGCCACGUGGCCAUCAAGACUGUACGGGUGCCUGAGGUGAAUGACCUUCGAGCCCUGGUGGAAGACCCCAGGCUGAACCUCAAGGUCAUCCAGCUGGUACGAGACCCUCGUGGCAUCUUAGCUUCCCGGAGUGAGACCUUCCGGGACACCUACCGACUCUGGCGGCUUUGGUACGGCACAGGAAGGAAACCCUACAACCUGGAUGUGACACAGCUCACCACAGUGUGCGAGGAUUUCUCCAGCUCCGUGUCCACCGGCCUGAUGCGGCCCUCCUGGCUCAAGGGCAAGUACAUGCUAGUGCGCUAUGAGGACCUGGCCAGAAACCCCAUGAAGAAGACAGAGGAGAUCUACGAAUUCCUGGGUAUACCGCUGGACGGUCACGUGGCGCGCUGGAUCCAGAACAAUACAAGGGGCGACCCCACUUUGGGCAAGCACAAGUAUGGCACAGUGCGCAACUCUGCGGCCACAGCUGAGAAGUGGCGCUUCCGCCUCUCCUAUGACAUUGUGGCCUUCGCCCAGAAUGCCUGCCAGCAGGUGCUGGCCCAGCUGGGCUACAAAAUGGCCAACACGGAGGAGGAGCUGAAGAACCCGGCCAUCAGCUUAGUGGAGGAGCGCGAUUUCCGACCAUUCUUGUGACCCGAGUGUGGUGGGGGUGGGAGGCAGGUGGCUCUGGUUUUGCUGAUGUGGACCUGCUAUGGACGGUUUUUUAAAACUGUUGCCUUAUCUCCCUCCUCCCUCUCCCACCCUGUCUGUGUGUCCUUCCCACCUCUGCCCACUCUCCUCCCUCCAGCCUUUCCCUGUCUGUGUGUCCUUCCCAUCCCUGCCCACUCCCCUCCCUCCUGCCUUUCCCACCCUGUCUGUGUGUCCUUCCCACCUCUGCCCACUCCCCUCCCUCCAGCCUUUCCCACCCUGUCUGUGUGUCCUUCCCACCCAUGCCCACUCCCCUCCCUCCUGCCUCUUUGACCCUGAAAUUUGCACUAUGUCUUAGAGGGGACUCACUGGGACAGAGGAUGUUGAAUCCUUCUAUAGAUGGGGACAGUGUUUACAGGCACCCACUCACACAGUCACACGUAGGCACAGGCAUACAAGGAGAGGCUCUCCAGCACACAACUUCCACCUUCUGCAACUGUCUUCUCAUUGUAAGGGAUGGAUACAAAGGGACCAGCUCUCCCAGUUUAGGAAAAGUGAUCACCCCUCCCCCAUCCCUGCUUCCUGCCCCAGAUUCCCACUCCCUCUCAUGGGGCACCUGUCCCUCCUGCGCACCUUUGCCUGGUGGUGAGCAGGGUUUUACUGUGAGGUGAACCGGGACUACUUCCUUUCUCUCUGGUUUGUGAUGAGCUUGUCUGUCUGAGUCUUGUGGCAACCCCUGGAUUAGUAAUGGCUAAUGAAUCUUAGAAGUUUCUGAUUGAUCCUGGGGUCUCUCUGUGAUAUUUCUUUGUGAAAAAAAAAAAACGACAAAAAAUGUGGAUCAGUUUGCUAGAUGAAAAUUGAAAUGCUUUAAUUGUGUUUUCUGUAAAUAAAAGUGUGCAGUACUGUCUGAGUGUGA
This is a messenger RNA of Chionomys nivalis (European snow vole), 2883 nucleotides long. RefSeq names its product carbohydrate sulfotransferase 1 (gene Chst1). Gene Ontology annotation, cellular component: Golgi membrane. The transcript has 4 exons. NCBI's taxonomy places the organism in Eukaryota, Metazoa, Chordata, Mammalia, Rodentia, Cricetidae. Gene Ontology annotation, biological process: keratan sulfate proteoglycan metabolic process; N-acetylglucosamine metabolic process; carbohydrate metabolic process. Gene Ontology annotation, molecular function: N-acetylglucosamine 6-O-sulfotransferase activity; keratan sulfotransferase activity. The coding region runs from base 738 to 1973 and encodes 411 amino acids. The record is from RefSeq and is a predicted model, not a curated record.